Gongylonema pulchrum is the source of this 294-nucleotide messenger RNA. The record is from the annotation of a GenBank genome assembly. NCBI's taxonomy places the organism in Eukaryota, Metazoa, Nematoda, Chromadorea, Rhabditida, Gongylonematidae.
AUGAUGAUGACGAUGAUGAGGCGCAUGAUGAUGACGAUGAAUUCGAUAAUCUUGGCGAUGGGGAAAGUGAACAAAAAGAGAUUAGUUGAAAUUCUAAUCAGUUUUGCCAUCGUUUGCAAAACGGAAAAAAAGGUAUCAGCGCUAGCGUUUGAUCAGCAAGGCACGAAAUUUGUCACUGGCGGCUAUGACUACCUCGUGAAUUUGUUUGAAUUUCAAAAAAUGGAUCUAAGUUUACGCAGUUCUCGAGAACUUAUGCCAUGCGAAAGGUUAGUUUUUAUAUUUUUUGGAGCAUAA